Molecule: messenger RNA, 5445 nt
Organism: Scleropages formosus (Asian bonytongue)
Lineage: Eukaryota; Metazoa; Chordata; Actinopteri; Osteoglossiformes; Osteoglossidae
Gene: fgfr4
Product: fibroblast growth factor receptor 4
Exons: 21
Coding region: 862-3654 (930 amino acids)
Biological process (GO): positive regulation of ERK1 and ERK2 cascade; multicellular organism development; protein phosphorylation
Cellular component (GO): plasma membrane; signaling receptor complex
Molecular function (GO): fibroblast growth factor binding; fibroblast growth factor receptor activity; ATP binding
Source: RefSeq, a predicted model, not a curated record
CUCGCAGUGCGGAGCUGCUCCGGCAGGGAAAUGCGCUGAGCAGCCGACAGAGAGAGGGAGAGGGAGCCGCUAAUUGAGACUUGCGCUUCCAGAGGGGACAGGACGGCAGAAGAAGGAGGAGAGAAGCAGGAGGGAAGAGGAAGGAGGAGAAGCAGAAGGAGAGAGAGAGAGAGAGGAGCAAGGACAGUCAGAAAGAAGAUCACCGCUCAAACCCUCCGCACAUGUUCUCAUUGUUUUUGCGCGGCGGUUCAAUCAUUUAUCCGCUUUGCACUCUGAAGACUCCUUCUCUGUACGGACGCCUUUCCACUUCUAUUUAUAAAGAAAGCACAGACAUUUUUUUUCUUUUGUUACCCACGUUUUCACUCCAGGGAGGGAGUGGGUGAGUGAGAAGGAGACACCAAGUGUCCCGCACUGUCUGUCUUCUGUUCUGGACCGACUCCGUUUCGCUCCGUCUUGAGAAUCUAAUCAGAAAGUGAAGCGGACUUUGCACCAGAGUCUCGAGGAUCUCCUGUUGACCCGUCAGCAGACCGCUCUCUUGCGCUUUUCCAUGGAUUUAUAGUUCCGAUCCACAACUUCUUUCUAUCAUCCUUGCAAAGAAAGAGACCCGCGAGGAUCGGAGCAGAGCGCAGGCUGGGAGAGACUGCGUUGGGGUUUGAGUCCCUCUAGGGAUCAUCUAGGGAUCAUCUAUUAACUGAUCCCAGUGAACAUUUACAAAGAGCAGAAAAAAAGGUGACAGGACGCUGGGGUGUGGGCUGAGUUUGCCAAUGAGCGAAGACAGCGACUGAAAGCAGCCAAAGGCCACAAGGGCUCCUCUUUCUCCUGCCCCUCAGCUACAAUACUGAGACACAUCACCUGUUCAAGAUGAGCUUCACCUUCGGGCUCUGCGUGCUGAUACUGUCCCUCGUCGAUGCGCUCCAGGCCAAGCCGGUCCAGGUGGCGGCAGGUCGGGCAAAAGAGCCGAGACCUCUGAGCCCCCUGCUUCAGCCGGGACAUCCCCAAAACGCAACCGUCUUGGAGGGGGGCCAGGUGAAGCUGCACUGUAAAGUUCAGAGACCAGCCUUCACUCGCAUCCAGUGGUUCCGGAAGGGCCUGGACCCUAACGGACUUCCCGCCCUCAGGCCUUUGACGCCCCUGCAAAGAAACUCCAGGCUGAGUGUCCUGGUGCUGGCCAACGCCACAAUGGAGGACACGGGGGAGUACGUGUGCAGGGCGGACAGUGCUGUCGGACAGGCCUCCCAGUCGGCCUGGUUGGAGGUCAUAGCUGCACGUCGCCCUGCUCCUGAGAAUGAGCCGACCCUGGCCCAGGACAAUGCUGCAGUCAACCUCGAUGAAGAUGAAGAGACCACUGAGCACCUCCUGCUGGAGCCGGGAGACCUGAUGAAGCUCAGCUGCGACACAAACCGACCCGGUGGCAUCCAGUGGUUUAAGGGUGUUACCCGGGUUCUGCCCAGUGCCAGGAUCCACAUGCGCCCUGGAGUCAUGGAGAUCACAGACGUUACCUAUGAGGACUCAGGCUUAUACACGUGCAUGCUGAGUGGCACUAUGGAAAUGUUGCGGAACUUCACUAUUGUGGUCACUGAUUCGCUAGCAUCAGGCGAUGAUGAUGAAGAUAAUGGCUUGGAUGACAUAUCAGUUGAAAGUGAGAGUGAUCAAGUGUACCUAACCAGAGGGCCUUACUGGACCCAUGUAGAGCGCAUGGAGAAGAAGCUAUAUGCAGUUCCUGCUGGUAACACUGUGAAGUUCCGCUGCCCAGCCAUGGGGAAUCCUCUGCCCACAAUCCGCUGGCUCAAAAAUGGGAGGGAAUUCAGAGGGGAGCAUCGCAUUGGGGGUAUUAAGUUACGCCACCAGCACUGGAGUCUUGUCAUGGAGAGCGUUGUUCCAUCAGACCGGGGGAACUACACUUGCAUGGUGGAGAACAAGUAUGGCUCCAUCAACCACACCUACCUACUGGAUGUACUGGAGCGCUCCCCUCAUCGACCAAUCCUCCAGGCAGGGCUGCCAGCCAACACUACCGCCGUGGUAGGCAGUGAUGUCCAGUUCCAGUGCAAGGUCUACAGUGAUGCUCAGCCCCACAUUCAGUGGCUAAAGCACAUUGAGAAGAAUGGCAGUCGCUAUGGUCCCGACGGCUACCCCUACGUCCAGGUCCUAAAGACAGGUAGUCUAAACAUGUCUGAAGGGGAGGUCCUCUAUCUGACCAACAUCACCAUGGAGGACGCAGGGGAGUACACAUGUCUAGCUGGAAACUCCAUCGGAUUCUCCUUCCAGUCAGCAUGGCUAACCGUUCUCUCAGAGGACGAUGUUACCGAGGAGGUGGAUGCAAUGGAGACAAAGUACACAGAUAUCAUCAUCUACGCCUCGGGGUUCCUGGCUCUCCUGAUGGCCAUUGUUAUUGUGGUGAUGUGUCGUAUGCAGGCCACCGCCAGCAGGGAACCAUUUGAUGCCCUCCCUGUGCAGAAACUUUCAAAGUUUCCCCUCCGUAGACAGUACUCGGUGGAAUCCAACUCGUCUGGAAAGUCCAGCGCCUCUUUGAUGCGAGUGGCACGCCUCUCCUCUAGCUGCUCCCCCAUGCUGGCAGGGGUCAUGGAGUUUGAACUGCCCUAUGACCCAGACUGGGAGUUCCCCAGGGAGAAUUUGACCUUGGGUAAGCUUCUUGGAGAAGGCUGCUUUGGCCAGGUGGUGAAAGCAGAAGCCUGUGGAAUUAACAAGGACAACCCUGAUCAAACAAGCACCGUCGCUGUCAAGAUGCUGAAAGAUAAUGCCACAGACAAAGAUCUGGCUGACCUCAUUUCUGAGAUGGAGCUCAUGAAAGUGAUGGACAAGCACAAGAACAUCAUCAACCUCCUUGGCGUGUGCACACAGGAUGGCCCACUGUAUGUACUGGUGGAGUAUGCCGCCAAGGGCAGCCUACGUGAGUACCUGCGAGCACGGAGGCCCCCUGGCAUGGACUACACCUUUGAUGUGACCAAGGUGCCCGAAGAGCAGCUCACCUUCAAGGAUCUGCUCUCUUGCGCCUAUCAGGUUGCACGUGGCAUGGAGUACCUCGCCUCCAAGAGGUGCAUCCACAGAGACCUGGCAGCAAGGAACGUCCUGGUAACGGACGACAACGUGAUGAAAAUCGCCGACUUCGGCCUGGCACGUGGGGUACACCAUAUCGACUACUACAAGAAAACCACCAAUGGGCGUCUGCCGGUGAAGUGGAUGGCACCAGAAGCCUUGUUCGACAGAGUCUACACGCACCAGAGCGAUGUGUGGUCUUUUGGUGUCCUGAUGUGGGAGAUCUUCACCCUUGGUGGGUCCCCAUACCCCGGUAUUCCUGUGGAGGAACUCUUCAAGCUGCUGAAGGAGGGACAUCGGAUGGACAAGCCCUCCAACUGCACACAUGAACUCUACAUGAAGAUGAGGGAGUGCUGGCAUGCUGUACCCUCACAGAGGCCUACCUUCAAGCAGCUGGUUGACGAACUGGACCAGCUCCUGCUGUCGGUCUCAGACGAGUACCUGGACCUGUCAACGCCCUUCGAGCAAUACUCGCCGUCUUGCGAGGACACAUCCAGCUCCUGCUGCUCGGACAAUGACUCGGUGUUUACUCACGAUGCCCUGUCCACUGAUCCAUGUCUCCUAGGCUACCACAAUGGGCACUCGCGGAUAAAGACCUGAGGCUGCCAUGUCAGCUUGUGAGAAUCACAAGGAAAUGUUUGCUUUAAAAGAGACCACAAAAAGAAAACACACACAAAACGUGCAACAUGAUCUCAUUAGAACUGCGCAACUGCGAUUAGGAGGCCCGCUUCAUACAGUCCACUUCUGGAGAUAACUGAAGCAGGACUUUCUUGUUCAGCUAGCGUCGAUUAGCUGCAGUUUGGGAUGAUAACACAUAGAAGUUACGUACAAAUAGAGCAGAUACAGAACUAAACCAACGUAGAACCAGUAUAUAAAGAGAAAUUAUAUUUUCAUAUAAAGACAGAAGUUGAUAGUGUUGUGAAAUAUAAGUAUAUAUAAGAUUAUUUUACAAUCGGGUAUUUAAAAUUCGUCGUAAAUCUCAGGAUGUCUUGUUUAAGGUUGCUGCCCUGACAGCAAAGUGCCUGAAUUUCUGAUCUCCUGUGAAUAUAUUAAAUAUUAAUAUUUUAUGUACAUAUCACAAAGAAAAAAGACAGUUACAUUCUAUAAAUUAUUUUUAAAGUUAUGAAGAUGAAGGUGUUCUCAAGGUGAAGAAUUAAUGUAAAUCUGAAUGCGUAUUGUGCUAGAGACAAACUGUUAGCUAUGCAUUUUACACGACUAAAGUGCCAUUCGAUUAAGCCUCCUCGUAUUGCUAGCAAAACAUCUGCUGCUUCGUACCGUUUCAGAGUAUUUGCUUUUUUAAUUGGUGAGAGCAGCACGGUUCAUGUCUUAGUAGCGCUGAAAUCAAGUGCCUGCCGGACACACAUAGCGGUGUGACUGCUGGACAAAAGAGGGACGGGCCCUGAAUGUGAAAAGCUUGAUUGAUUUCGAAUGGGAACCAACCAUUGUCUCCAGUAAUCUUCAGCCAGAGGUGUGUGUGAGUGUGUUUGUGUGUGUUUUUGCAAAUGAGGCAGCCUUAUUGUGCCAAGAGCUACCACUGCCAUUCUUCUGCUACAUCUCUUUAAUAUACAGAUGCUAAUUCUGUCCUUUUGGGACCACGUCGGCAGUUAUCUUCUGCCAAUAAAGAGCCCCCCCCGGAAAGAUAAGGUUCUGGUUCCCCUGCUAAUGAAUUUAGAAAGAGUUCACAACCGCCGCUGCUGGGUACGUGUCCCUUUUUGGAGGAGCGAGCGUGCAGGAGAACGGCCUCCGCUUGCCUCAAUGCGCUUUGACGACGUGUGAAAUUUAUUUAUGUGUCCGCAUUGUAGAGAUAACCAUCACUGUGCCAACGAGUCCAAAUCAUAUUCGUAUCGUAUUCCUCUUUUCCUCUGGCAGCUACAGCAAAAAAAAUCUGGACAAAGUCAUUAAAAGUUCAUAGAUGUUCAAAGAAAAAUCACAAAAAAUGCAGGAAUUUCUUUUCUCGCAUAUGUGAAACUGUUAUAUAUAAUAUACUGAAUAUCAGUUGUUGCCUCUUUAAAAUGUACACUUUUAAAUAUGCUUUCAGUGUGGAAAUGUAUUUACCAAAUGAAUCAUGAUUAAAGUGGCAAUCACUCAUAGGUGUAUUAUAUAUCACAUAUAUUUUAUUUUUGUUCUGUAUUUAACAUGUAUUUCUUUGUCACAAGGGAAUGUUCAACUUGCAGCUGACCUGCAACAUAAAACCAAUAUCAAGAUUUUAAGCCUCAAAAUGCCUUUUGAAUAUCCAAAUAAGUAUUAUGGCCUUUGACCACAACUUAAGGAUGAUGCACCACAUUUCAUACAUGUUCAUAAACACAAAAAAUGGCCGAACUGUGUCAUACUCCACAUAUGUACUCCCAAUAUCAUUGUAAUCCGAUUGUUCCUAAGUAUUUUUGAGACUUC